AAUGGAGCGGACGGGAGGAGAAGCCCGUUAGUCAGAGAGGCUUCAGCGGGGGACAGACAGCAGGACCGGCCGUGUCCGCGUCCAUGUCCGCUCCAGCAGCCGCCGCCAGCCGCAGCCAUGUCGAGAGAAAACACCACCCGGAGUCUGGACAGCAUCGACCUGGCUGCUCUCAGGGAUCCAGCAGGCAUCUUUGAGCUGGUUGAAGUGGUUGGCAAUGGAACGUACGGUCAAGUCUACAAGGGUCGUCAUGUCAAGACGGGUCAACUGGCAGCUAUCAAGGUCAUGGAGGUCACAGAGGAGGAAGAAGAGGAGAUCAAGCUGGAGAUCAACAUGCUAAAAAGUUACUCUCACCACAGAAACAUCGCUACUUACUACGGAGCCUUCAUUAAGAAGGGUCCUGCGGGACAGGACCACCAGCUCUGGUUAGUGAUGGAGUACUGUGGCGCCGGCUCCGUGACCGACUUGGUGAAGAAGACCAAAGGAAACUGCUUGAAGGAGGACUGGAUCGCCUACAUCUGCAGAGAGGUGCUCAGGGGUCUUUCCCAUCUCCACUCCCAUCAUGUGAUCCACCGAGACAUCAAGGGACAGAACGUCUUGCUGACGGAGAACGCCGAAGUCAAGCUGGUGGACUUCGGGGUCUCGGCUCAGCUGGACAAGACGAUCGGCCGGAGGAACACCUUCAUCGGUACUCCGUACUGGAUGGCUCCGGAGGUCAUCGCCUGCGACGAGAACCCAGAGGCCACGUACGACUACAGGAGCGACCUCUGGUCUUUGGGCAUCACGGCUCUGGAGAUGGCCGAAGGAGCUCCUCCCCUGUGCGACAUGCACCCCAUGAGAGCGCUGUUCCUCAUCCCCCGAAACCCUCCGCCCAAACUCAAAUCCAGAAAGUGGUCGAAGCGCUUCCUGUCGUUCGUGGACAGCUGCCUGAUCAAGAACCACCUCCACCGGCCGACCACCGAGGCCCUGCUGCGGCACGCCUUCAUCCGGGACCUGGCCAACGAGAGGCAGGUCCGCAUCAUGCUCAAGGACCACCUGGACCGGACCCGGAAGAAGAGGGAGAAAGAGGGUCCAGAGUACGAGUACAGCGGCAGUGAGGAAGAGGAUGACGAGGUUGCGGAAGAGGAAGGAGAGCCCAGCUCCAUCGUCAACGUUCCCGGCGAGUGGACGCUGAGACGGGAGUUCCUCCGCCUGCAGACGGAGGGUCGCGGCGGGGGUAAGGACGGCGGUCAGGGAGGAGGCGGGGGGCAGCAGCAGCAGCGGCAGCAGCAGCGCCAGCAGCUGGCCGAGCAGGAGCGCUACAAGCAGCAGCUCCUGGCCGACCGGCACAAGAGGAUCCAGCAGCAGCAGGAGCAGCGGCAGAGGCUGGAGGACCAGCAGCGGCAGCAGCUGGCGGACCGUGCCUUUCAGUGGGCGGAGCUCCAGGAGAUCAUCUUGGGGGAGGAGUCUGAUCUCCUUGACAACAGGAUCCGGCUGGACGACAGGAGCAGGAGGUGUGACCGGAGACAGGAGCAGGCGGGCCGGCAGCACAGUGCUGAAGUGUCAGUGAGGCCUGUGGACUCGGCAGCAGAGCAGAACCCCCCUGUUGCUCCUCAUCCUCCGUCCUCGCUGAGCGAAGCCUACAGGAGUCCGUACGCCGAGCCUCAGCUCUUCUACGGCUCCAGAGGCCUGCUGGAGCCGAGCGCGGCCUGCUACGGUCAUCUGUCCGUCCCCGGAGUCCGGAGUCCCAGGAGCCGGCCUCCCCGUGUCCUAUUGGACUUGCCCACCAGGGGGCGCCGUGCCCGGCCAGUUUGGGCCCCACAGUCCUCACAGCCAGCUGAGUGGAAGCAGCUUCCGGAGCCUCAGCUGCUGUUAAACGCAGACGCCGUCGUCGACUCUCACGUCAGGAGUCUGGCUCCAGACGUGCCCAGAUCCAGCCGGGAGAGGAUCCACAGCUACCGAGACGCUCUGAAGCAGCAGAUCCAGGAGCAGCAGGAGCGGCGGCGCCGGGAGAGGGAGGAGAGGGAGCGCUACGAGGCCCAGCUGGAGGCCGACAUGAGGAAGUACCAGCCGUGGGGGCGGGGCGGAGGAGGGGCGCCGCUCAGAGACAGCACCGGGAACCUGAUCACCGACCUCAACCAGAUGCACAAGCUGAACGAGGAGGCCUACAGCAACCCGGAGCAGUGGCAGAGGAGCCGCCGCCCCGCCCCCCCGGCCCCCGGGCGGAGCCGACAGACCCCAACGACCGGGUCUCUGGUACUGCAGGCCCCUAAAGGCUGAGGGUUCAGUCCAGGACCGCCACGGUGACCGUUACCUUGUGCUUCAGGUUUCGCUCAUGUCCCGACGUCCCAGUUCGCCAGAGGGAAAGUGUUUUCCAGCCAGCCCAGCAAACAGCAGCUGCACGAGCGCAAUAUGUAUAAAGCUUACCUCAGUCAGCAAAUUGAGGAUAAGAUGCGAAAGAAGGCGGAGGAGAGGGAGCGGGAGAGGCUGGGAGGAGAAGAGGAGAGGAGGCUGGCGGAGCAGCGGCUCGCAUCCAGAGGGAGUUUGAGGAGAGCAAGAGAAGAGAGGAAGGACAUGGAGCAAAAGGCCAAGAACGAGGAGCUGAUGCAGCUGGCCGAGCAGAAGAAGAGGGAGGCGGAGCGCAAGAAGAAGGAGGCGGAGGAGAAGGAGAACGAAGCUCUGAGGAGGCAGUACGAGAAGGAGAGGCAGGCCCGGUGGAGGAGGUCAGAGGUCUGCCGGGAGCCGUCGCCCCCCAUCCCCACGCUGCAGAAGAGACAGCGGCAGCACCGCUACACCCCCAGGCCCCGACGGCGGACAGAUCGCUCCCUGUCCGGCCUGCAGUCCCCUCCCGUCCCCGCUCGCAGGAACCAGCUCCGAGCUGCAGGAUGGGCGCUGGCUCGCCUACGCCGACACCUGUACGACGAGCAGACGGUCCUGGAGGAGCGUCUGGAGCAGGAGGAGCCGGACUCUCCGCCCAGCUGCAGACGUGGCGAUCGUCCCGUGAUGGAUGUGUUUGAAAUGGCCCGCAGACGACUCCAGGUCCCGGUCCGGAGGCCCAGCGCCCGAACCCUGGAGCCUCACAGGCUGAUGCGGAUCCACGACUCGCUGCAGCUCAGGUUCUCAGGUAAGGCUCUGCCUGCCUCUGACGAAGAGUCCCGGCCAGAGGAAGAGGACGUGUCCCACAGGAAGAGGCGGGACUUGGGCGACCCGUUUCAGCAGGCGGGCAGCUGCAGGUCCACCGUCCAGGACGAUUAUUCUGACCUGUCUCCGCUGAGGCAACACGAUUAUCUGAGGACUGAGAUGGGAUCAGCUCGAGGGUCUCUGCUGGAGUCAGAGAGCGCCUUCAUCGAUCCUCUGGAGGCUUCGUCGCUGCCUCAAACCCCGAAGAGGAGAAGAGUCGCUUCCUGUCGGCCAGAGAGAGGAGGAGGUGACAGGCAGAGUCAGCAGGACCGAGCGUCUUCCAGCCGUCCCUCGCAGGAAGUGAAGCCCCUCAGCGAUUGGCCGAGCUGGAGCAGGGGGCGUCGCCUGGUGGCUCUGGGACAGCGCGGACACGUGGACGCUCCCUCGGGACCGCCGGGCCCGUCGGACGACGACUCCCCGCCUCCUCGCUUCUCCCUCCACCUGAACCGGCAGAGCUCCGGAGAAACGGACGACGCCGACAUCUGGACCCGGCCGGGGAGCUCCGACACCUUCAGGAGCUUCAAACAACCUUAAAGAGCCCGAUCCCCCCCGACUGAAUCCCCCGACUGACCCCCCACUGACCCCCCCGACUGAACGGUGCCUUAACUGCUUCGACUAACGCCCGAGGACAGAGCAUCACGGUGUCUGUGUGGAGAUGCGAUCAUGUCAAGCCUGGAGGGAUUUUCUCGCUUUGAGAUCCUCCAGUCUGAGAGACCAUAUUUAUUUCAAUGAUGAGAUUGUUUUUUAAAAAAUAAAUUCUA
This is a messenger RNA of Salarias fasciatus (jewelled blenny), 3917 nucleotides long. RefSeq names its product centrosome and spindle pole-associated protein 1-like. Lineage: Eukaryota; Metazoa; Chordata; Actinopteri; Blenniiformes; Blenniidae. Gene Ontology annotation, cellular component: cytosol. Gene Ontology annotation, biological process: protein phosphorylation. The record is from RefSeq and is a predicted model, not a curated record. The transcript is spliced from 30 exons. Gene Ontology annotation, molecular function: protein kinase activity; ATP binding.